Molecule: messenger RNA, 1038 nt
Organism: Bacidia gigantensis
Lineage: Eukaryota; Fungi; Ascomycota; Lecanoromycetes; Lecanorales; Ramalinaceae
Exons: 1
Coding region: 1-1038 (345 amino acids)
Biological process (GO): transmembrane transport
Molecular function (GO): transmembrane transporter activity
Source: RefSeq, a predicted model, not a curated record
AUGUCGGCUGUUGACACCUCGAUCGACGAGCAAGACAGCAGACAUGCAGACCACUACCUUCCCCCGUCUACACCAGAUUUAUCGACCAAGAAGCCUCAGCACAAGAAUUACAAAGGCUUCGUUGCUGGCGUUUCCUCGGGCGUGGCAAAGCUGACCUUUGGCCACCCUUUUGACACCAUCAAAGUCCGACUGCAAACUAGCGGGCAGUCCCAAUUCAAUGGGCCCCUGGACUGCCUCCUCCAAACAGUCAGAAACGAGGGCUUGAGAGGGCUCUACAAAGGUGCAACACCUCCCUUAAUAGGAUGGAUGUUCAUGGACUCUGUGAUGCUCGGCUCCCUCACUUUCUACCGCCGCGUCCUUCUUGAGAACGUCUUCUCGAAUCCACUUCUUCCACGCUUUGCAAGCAUAUCAAGUAAGAAAGGUGUGUCAGAGGAGCGUGAAAGUUACGCCAAACUUCCCACCAUUGGGCACGCCAUUGCGGGCGUCAUGGCAGGAGCCACAGUCUCCUUCAUCGCCGCGCCCGUUGAGCACAUCAAAGCCCGAUUGCAAGUCCAAUACGCAGCAGACAAGAAGAACCGCCUAUAUAGCGGCCCCAUCGACUGCCUUACCAAAAUAUAUCGUGCACACGGUAUCCGAGGUGUUUGCCACGGCCUCAGUGCAACCCUCGUAUUCCGCUCGUUUUUCUUCUUUUGGUGGGGAUCGUACGACAUCUUCACCAGAAUGCUCUCCAGUCAUACAAACCUCUCGACGCCAUCUGUAAAUUUCUGGGCGGGCGGGCUUUCAGCGCAGGUAUUUUGGCUGACUUCAUACCCCUCCGAUGUGGUGAAGCAGCGAAUCAUGACUGACCCUUUGGGGGGCGCAUUGAAUGAUGGGGAGCGGCGCUUUCCAAAAUGGAAGGACGCCGCAAAGGACAUAUGGCAGAAAAAUGGGGUUAGAGGGUACUGGAGAGGGUUCUUGCCUUGCUUUUUGCGAGCAUUCCCUGCAAAUGCGGUGGCGCUGGUUGCAUUUGAAGGCGCGAUGAGGACUCUGCCGGAGUGA